Messenger RNA from Drosophila bipectinata, 479 nucleotides. Lineage: Eukaryota; Metazoa; Arthropoda; Insecta; Diptera; Drosophilidae. The record is from RefSeq and is a predicted model, not a curated record.
AUGUUCUUUGAUUACUUUAAGACCAAUUAUAUCCUAAUCCGCCGCAUAGCCCAACUUUUUGCAGUCGGCCUCCUUUGGGGUGUGACCAACCCGUUUAUGCGCCUUGGCAGCCAGGGUAUCGAGUCGGUCAAAGACACCGGCUCCAAGUGGAGGAACCUCCUGCAGGAAGCCCGUCUGAUCGGCACCCGCUGGCGCUACUGGGUACCAUUUGGUCUUAACCAGUGCGGCAGUGCCUUGUACGUGUGGACAUUACAGAAUUCCAGCAUUACUUUGGCCGUUCCAGUGGCCAAUUCGCUCAGUUUUGCAUUUACUGCCAUCACGGGCUACAUCUUGGGCGAGAAACUUCCCGGAAAGAAAGUCAUCCUUGGCACUUUGCUAAUCGGUUGCGGCAGUACCCUUCUGCUCUAUGACAAACUACUCCAGGAACAGACGGAGAAUCAAUUAAAUAUAACAUUCCAGUGAUCUUACCCAUAACCAAA